This is a messenger RNA of Psammomys obesus (fat sand rat), 1109 nucleotides long. RefSeq names its product ras-related protein Rap-2a-like. Gene Ontology annotation, cellular component: plasma membrane. The transcript has a single exon. Gene Ontology annotation, molecular function: GTPase activity; GTP binding; GDP binding. Lineage: Eukaryota; Metazoa; Chordata; Mammalia; Rodentia; Muridae. The record is from RefSeq and is a predicted model, not a curated record. Gene Ontology annotation, biological process: Rap protein signal transduction; negative regulation of cell migration. Bases 1 to 603 code for a protein of 200 amino acids.
AUGGAGGGUUUGGUGCCGCGCCCCGCCAAGGGCUACCGGGUGGUGCUGCUCGGCGGCGUGGCGGUGGGCAAGACGGCGCUGGCCACGCAGUUCGCGUGCGGCCGCUUCCCCGAGCGCUGCGAGCCGUCGGUGGAGGAGCUGUUCAGCAAGGUGAUCGAGGUGAACCGGGCCCCCGCGCUGCUGGAGAUCGUGGACACGGUGGGCGCCGAGCACCUCGUCACCCUCAAGGACCUGUACAUCAGGAACAGCGACGGCUUCGUGGUGCUCUACAGCGUGUGCAGCGAGGCCUCGUUCCAGGCCGUGCGGCCGCUGCGGGAGCACAUGGGCCGGCUGCGGGGCCCGCGCGCCGUCCCGCUGGUGUUGGUGGGCACCAAGGUCGACCUGGACGCCGAGCGCCAGGUGCUGACGGCCCAGGGCCGCGCGCUGGCCCGCGAGUGGCGCUGCCCGUUCCUGGAGGUCACGGCCAAGAGCAAAAUGAUGGUGGACCGCGUGUUCACGCAGGUGGUGCGCGAGAUGGAGGCCCUGGCCCCGCCGCCGCCGGAGGCCCCGCGCAUCCCCGCCAACGCCCUGGAGACGUGGCCGGCCGAGAGGUUCAUUGGCUAGCGCCGCGCCGCGCCCCGAGCGCUCAGUGCCUUUUCCCAGACAGCUACGGAACCCGCAAACAGGAGGCCGUGUCUGUACGCUCACCCCCUCCGUUGACCUCCGACUGUGCUAUGAGAAGAAGCCAAAAACUGCGUUUUUGUUUUUGUUUUUCCUGUACAGAGAACUUACAGCCCUGCUCUUCGAUCGGCUCGUUUCUGGACUCCCGCUCCCACCCCGUCUAGUCUUUGUAAAUAGCAACUUGUGAGCGUUGGAUUGGAGCGUGCAGGAAAGACAGUGUUCUGCAGCUGCGGGGUGGGUUCCCUUCUCCUUCACAGCCUUGAACCCAGCAGUAGGAUCUUCCUCAACGUGAAUUCCUAAAUAUAGCUAUGACUCGUGCCGCGUUGGUUUGAAAGGGGACACUGUGUGGGGGACAACUGCGCACAAGCACAAAGGUAGCUCAGCCCCACCUUGUGAUUGACGUUUACAUCCCCGUGUUGGAAAUAAAACUAGAAGUUGGUAAUUUUUAA